Molecule: messenger RNA, 492 nt
Organism: Perognathus longimembris pacificus (Pacific pocket mouse)
Lineage: Eukaryota; Metazoa; Chordata; Mammalia; Rodentia; Heteromyidae
Product: ADP-ribosylation factor-like protein 2-binding protein
Exons: 2
Coding region: 1-492 (163 amino acids)
Biological process (GO): maintenance of protein location in nucleus; positive regulation of tyrosine phosphorylation of STAT protein
Cellular component (GO): mitochondrial intermembrane space
Source: RefSeq, a predicted model, not a curated record
AUGGAGGCAUUAGAGGAAGAGAUCUUUGCGCUGUCCGCCUCUUCUUCAUCUGAUGCAGAAUUUGAUGCUGUGGUUGGAUCCAUAGAAGACAUAAUCAUGGAUGCCAAGUUCCAGGAACUGCAGCGAAGUUUCAUGGACAAAUACUACCAAGAAUUCAAAGACUCUGAAGAGGAUAAAACCACCUACACAUCAGUUUUCCAUGAGUAUCUUUCUGUGAUCGAAAAAUACAUUGAAGAGGAGUUGCUGAAGCGGAUUCCCAAGUUCAACAUGGCCGCUUUCACUUCAACGUUAAGCUCCCAUGAAGAAGAAAUCACUGACGACAUACUGGACAUGCUGCUCACAUUCACAGACAUUUUGGCCUUUAAAGAGAUGUUUCUGGACUACCAAGCAGAAAAAGAAGGCCGGGGAUUGGACUUAAGCAGUGAUUUAGUGGUGACUUCCUUGUGCAAAACAUUGACCAAACCAACUUUGCAGAAUGAUUUGGAGCAUUAG